AUGUCGGAGCCAAAGUCAGUCGCAAUUAUCGGAGCGGGCAUAUUCGGCCUCUCGCUGGCGGCAGCCCUACGUGACCGAGACCACAAAGUUACCGUGUUUGAGAGAUAUGACUAUGAUCAGAACUCAUAUGAUGCAAACGAUGACGAGAUACAGGCCGCAUCGGUGGAUCACAACAAAAUUUUCCGAGCAUCCUACGGCAAGGAAAUUCAUUACCAGCGCCUUGCCAUGGAGGGGCGAAAGUUUUGGAUUUCAGAAGACGAGAAACGCGGCUGUUCGCAAGAGGGCUCCGAUUCAGAAGAGAAGAGGAUUUUUGUCAACAGCGGUAUGCUGCGAGUGCAGCCAUCAGAUCACCUCGAAGCAUUGGAAAGAGAAACACUGGCAAAUAUGGAGCGUGACGGCUUCCGAGAUGCGCAGUUCGUGAAGAGCAACGCUGAAGACCAACAACGCGCAGAUCGUUUAGGGUGGAAGGAUAAGCUGCUCGAUUUCACGAUCCCGGAUUCCUCUCCUGCCACCUCUUAUGAAGCUGUGCUCGACUCCCUGGCCGGAUUCGUGAGGUGCAGCAAUGCCUGUGCCCACUAUCAGAAAGUCGCAGCGUCUCAAGGCGUUCAGUUUCGAUUUGGGCAGGAGCUUGGCGCCGUGGAUUCGCUGGUGAAAGAACCUAGUACAACCGAGCCCGAAAAGGCUAAAGUAAUUGGAUUGAAAACGAAAGAUGGUGUUAUUCAUAAAGCUGACGUUGUGGUGGUUGCUGCCGGGUCCUUUUCCACGCAGAUUCUUCCCGACUUGAGUUACCACCUCGAAUCCUCUGCAGGAAGCUUAGCUAUCUUCAAGAUUAACCCGAACGAUAAGGAACUUUGGGACAAGUACUCCCCUGAGAAAUUUCCGGUUUUGACCUGGAAGAGUACCCCUCGAGACCCCACUGGAAAAGACACUGGUAGCAUCUAUGUGCUACCUCGUACACCGGAAGGCCUUCUGAAAAUUGGAUAUCGGGGUUUGAAGUUCACCAAUUUCAAACCUGCGCCUGGCGGCACGCCGUUUACUCAAGAUGGCCAGUGGUCAGUACCUCUUCCGCCAAAGGAAUGCCACUCUCUGCAAGAACAAGCCGAAUAUUCCAUUAGGCAGUUUGUAUCUAUUUUCUUGCCAGAGUUCAGGGACGUCCCGUUUCACUCUGCCAAGCUCUGCUGGUAUACGGACUCAUUGGACAAUUCCUUCGUGAUUGACUAUGUCCCGGAGUAUGCAGAAAAAUCCGUAUUUGUCUGCACAGGUGGCAGUGGCCAUGGGGCUAAAUUUCUACCUAUUCUUGGAAAGCAUGCGGCAGAUAUUCUUGAGAAUUCUUACCAGAGCACGUCUUACAUGCGUCCUUUUUGGAGGUGGCGGCCUGAUGUACCCCGAAGGAAUGGCCUCGAAGAAGGGCCGGGUGGAUCUCGCAACAUCUCCAAGCCAUCUUCUUAG
Messenger RNA from Penicillium manginii, 1449 nucleotides. Its product is annotated as NAD(P)/FAD-dependent oxidoreductase. Gene Ontology annotation, molecular function: sarcosine oxidase activity; flavin adenine dinucleotide binding. The record is from RefSeq and is a predicted model, not a curated record. The transcript has 8 exons. NCBI's taxonomy places the organism in Eukaryota, Fungi, Ascomycota, Eurotiomycetes, Eurotiales, Aspergillaceae. The coding region runs from base 1 to 1449 and encodes 482 amino acids.